Messenger RNA from Pistacia vera, 1514 nucleotides. RefSeq lists its product as uncharacterized. The record is from RefSeq and is a predicted model, not a curated record. NCBI's taxonomy places the organism in Eukaryota, Viridiplantae, Streptophyta, Magnoliopsida, Sapindales, Anacardiaceae. Bases 307 to 1191 code for a protein of 294 amino acids. Gene Ontology annotation, molecular function: S-adenosylmethionine-dependent methyltransferase activity. The transcript has 3 exons.
UAGUUGUCUCGAAAAGAUUUCCCUUCUAUAAAAAAUUUGAAAAACAACAAAGCGACGACGUAAAAGCGCGUGAAAGGGUACUGAGCCUGAGCCUGAGCCUGAGCCUCUGCGAUAAAUAGAUCAUCAUCAUCGUUCUCUCCUUCCCUUCUUCUUCUGUUACGAAAACCUCUGACACAUUCACUCAUUAUUUCAUUAGCCAAUCAACAAUUGGCUGAGUUGUUCUUCACUAUCUGUCUACUCAAACGAAACGACAUCGCAUUAAUUUUAGUGUACGAGUUGGAUCUGCUUUGUAAAUAUUAGGCUAGAAUGGGCAGUAAAACGGCGUCGUCGACGACGAGCAACCGAGAGUGGAGACAGAUCUACGCAAUCUACGGGAUGGAGCAGUGGCAGACGUUAGUGUUUUUGUUGUGUCACGCGAUUUUGUUCUCCGUUUUAUCGGUUCUUUUACUCGUUUAUUUCGAGCCGAUAUGCGUGACGUUUCACUCCUAUCUCAGCCUCGGCGCGGCGCGUUUUGCCGCCGGUUUUGGCGGCGCGUUCCUGGCUCUCUCGGCUGUGUGCUUGUUCUUCGCGGCGGGGAAUUUUUUCUACUCCGCCGUGCCGUUGCAUUACGACAUGGCGCAGCGCAUGGUCGGGUCGGUCGCCGACUGGUCUACGGUGAAGAUGGCGCUUGAUAUUGGCUGUGGGAGGGGGAUUUUGCUGAAUACGGUGGCCACUCAGCUUAAGAAGACUGGCAGUUCGGGUCGGGUCGUCGGGUUGGACCGCUCUAAACGGACCAGUCUCUCCACUCUCCGAACGGCUAAUAUAGAAGGUGUACAAGAAUACGUGACAUGCAGGGAAGGCGACGUUAGGAGUUUGCCAUUUGGGGAUAAUUAUUUUGACGUGGUGGUGUCCGCCGUGUUCUUCCACACGGUGGGGAAGGAGUACGGCCACCGCACGGUCGAAGCCGCGGCCGAGAGAAUGAGAGUGUUAGGAGAAAUGGUCAGGGUUUUGAAGCCAGGUGGCGUUGGCGUCGUGUGGGACCUACUACACGUACCAGAAUACGUCCGGCGAUUACAAGAAUUGAAAAUGGAAGACAUAAGGGUUUCUGAGCGUGUAACUGCCUUCAUGGUCAGUAGCCACAUGGUAUCAUUCCGGAAGCCUAGUCAGCAUUUUGCUGGCCCCGGCGAGGUCCGACUAGACUGGAGAAUUUGACUUGGCAAUACACACCAAAAACCCAAAGUCAAAUUUGAAAUGACCAAAGAAAUUAUAAAAUGUAUACAUAUAAUUAGUCUUUUUUUUUUUUUUUUUUUUUUUUUUAAUUUUUAGUUAAAAGAAAAAGAAAAAUCUGGGGAGACGAAGCCGACCCAGAUGGUUUGAUGAAUGAGAUAUAUAGUUGUAAUUUGAAGUUAAUGGUUAGUUUCUUUCAGUCCCAGAACUGAAUUUAAGAGUGAAGCUUUUGGUAGUUCAAAGUUUGUUCAAAUCAAAUUGAUUGAGAUGUACAAAAUUUUAUGACAUUUAAUGUGUUAUUUAUUUAA